AUGUUUGAAGGGCGCGAGGAAGAAUCUCUCGCCACUGAAGAGUGCCGCGCAACUGAUGUGCUGCAGGGACAGCGUCCAACGCUGUUGGGGUUUUCUGGUGGCAUAUAUUAUCCCAGUGUGAUUCCGCGGAAAAUGAGUACGUUGCAAUCAAGGUGGUUUCUGGAGGACACGGUAGAAGACGUCCUGCUUGCGGAAGAUGGCUACCCCAAUAAGAAGAAGCUGAAUGAUGUCCUCCGACAUGAUUUUUUCGGCAGGGGCGUUGUGAAUGCUAAUGAGGGCGUCCUUAUGGGGGAGUUUGUUGCCAACCCAGAGAAGUUUGUACAUGACAUAAAGCUACUGCACGAAGUGGAGGACAAGACCAUGUUUGAGCUUCUGAAGGCUGAGUACCUUCUUCGUCAACAAGGUGUGGUCACCCUCAAGCAGUGGAUGUCCUUUGAAAACAAGAAAUUGGUUCCUUCUUAUCCACGGAGAAUCCUCAAUAUUGUCUUGCGUGAUUUGAAGACAAUGACCGUGGUAACUGGGCCGCAUAUCAUUGGGGCCUUUUACAGGGCCGUGUACGACGCGCGCUGGAGCCACGUCGUGGAGGUUCCCGGCGGCGAAGGGGUGGGAAUGGAGGUGCGUGAGGGCCAGCCACCACAGUUGUGGGAGUUCCAGGAGGAUCAGCAUACGCUUGCACCAAGCAACCAUGCGGAGCAGCUCCCCCCGCCCCAGCUCAGGCUGAUGGUGCUGACCUCGAGCCGAGGAUGGCCGUUCUCGUGGUUCAGAUUCGAAUAUCUUCCUCACUGCUACGUCACCGUCGAGGUAGAGCGGGUCUGGAAAAUCGUCCUCGACGAUCUGACGGACUGGCUAAUCACACACGGUGGGGGCCGUUUUGAACCGGUGACGCGUAUCGUGAUUGGAACGCCCGGGGUGGGGAAGUCGAUGAAUGUUGGCUCCUACCUUCUCUACCAUCUGCUGCACUACGAUGCCGAGAAGCUUCCAAUUGUUGUGCACUUCAUUGCGGAUCGGGUGUUUAUUUUUGACAAGACCACCAGCGUUGUGGUGCGCUUCGAAAAUGUUUUAGAUGCCUGGAAAGUUGUGACGGAGCUGUCUGCGAGCGUGUGUGGGUAUAUUAUCUACGAUGUAUCCGAGAUGGGAGGUAUGCCGUCGAUAAAGUUGCCUCCCACCGGGUGGGGGAUGACGUUGCUGACGACUCCACAUUGCAUUAACUACAUGGAAUGGAAGGAAGAGAUGGAUGCCAAGGAAAUUAUCGUGAAUUGCCCCGAUGAGAGUGAUGUGAAGGCGAUGUGUGCCUGGAGGACGCGUGACAGACCUGCACAGGAGCAGGCAGAGUACUGGAGUAAGAUCAGGGACUGCAUGGAAUAUGUGGGGCCUGUUCUCCGGCGUCUCUUCAAUGAGGCGAAUCACGGCAUGUACUUUGACCUGGUCGAUAAUGGCGUGGAGGAUAUUGUUCCUGUCGCGGGCAACUACUAUAUUGGCUUAUGCAGCGACAUUUUGUGGCACAGAUGUAGUCGAUUUCAGAAACUGUCUAAGAUUGUGCGGGUGUUGGGGGCGUGCAGAACGGAGCGCUUUCGCAGCGCACCAAUUUCUCCUGUGUUCAAGGGAAAAGUAUAUGCUCUGCUGGGGCGGAUUAUGAAGUGGCCUGUUGGCUUCAGGAUGGUGCUGAUCCCCAACUAUAUUUUAUUGCCAGCGGCAGUGGAAGAGUAUGGUGCGCUGGCAUUUAUGUAUUGUGAGUUUGUGAAGAGGAUACACGACAAGCUGCGUGAGCUGCGGGCCCCAGCAGGAGGACGUAAGCCGCGGCCCUGCGUGCUGCACGUGAACCCGCAGCUGUUCCCCAUUGACGCGGUCGCACUGCUGCCGAAGUUGUCUUGUCCUGCGAAGGUGGAUGUAAGGUACCGGGUGCUGUACGUGCCGGGUAUGAGGGACUUUCCGCUUGUAGACGCCUUCUUCUUCGUUGACGCACCGCGGAAGACGAUGGUUGGGCUGCAGACGGCCACAGCGAAGAUGCACCACAUCACAAGCAGCGCGGUGCGGCAGUUCAGUGAGCGCCUGGCGGAGGUGUUCAAUGAUUGGGAAGCUUUUUCCGUGGGCUUGUCGUGGGAAAUUAUUUACGUGCAACAUGCCGAGUGCCGAUCAGUGGACACAUGGCAGCGAUGCGGUGUCAACAAUGACCCGUACGAGGCUCAGAGGGAAGCGGGGGAUGCGGCGAGCGAAUUUUGGAACGAAAACGUGCAUCAUUAUUUGCUCAAGGUGUCGGUGGGCGAUGCGAUCGCGGCGUGUGGGAGGGAAGUUGCGGUGAUCUUCCUCGGCGACACGCGAAUGGAUGUACUUAACCUUGACUCUUCGCUGUGGCGCGACAACCGUGCGUGA
Molecule: messenger RNA, 2370 nt
Organism: Trypanosoma rangeli
Lineage: Eukaryota; Euglenozoa; Kinetoplastea; Trypanosomatida; Trypanosomatidae
Product: retrotransposon hot spot (RHS) protein
Exons: 1
Coding region: 1-2370 (789 amino acids)
Source: RefSeq, a predicted model, not a curated record